CAAUCACCCCUUUAUCCUAUCGGUUACAGUUAGUACCAGUACACAGAGCAGAGAGAGAGUCCCAUAUCCAUGGCGAGAGCUUUUCUAUCUCUUUCUUCAACCUCAUAUCUCACACCACCAUCGCCCUCUCUUCAGAUCCCUUCUUUCUCAUUCAAGGGAAAUGUCACGAACUUGAAACCAAACCCAUGUACUAUUCUCUCUCCUAGGCUCGACCUCAAGAACUUAGGUAAAGAGAGAAGACAUUCAAUGGUGGUCGUGAACAAAGCGGCUCAGGCUCAGCAAGCCGCGGCUGCGCCGGAGAAUGUCCGGUUCAGGCUCAACAACCUGGGCCCACAACCCGGGUCCAGGAAGAAGGGGAAGAGAAAGGGAAGGGGAAUAUCGGCCGGUCAAGGCAACAGCUGUGGAUUCGGGAUGAGGGGUCAGAAGUCCCGCUCCGGGCCCGGCGUCAGAAAAGGCUUCGAGGGUGGUCAGAUGCCUCUUUACCGUCGGAUUCCCAAAUUGCGGGGAAUCGCCGGAGGCAUGCAUGCGGGGUUACCUAAAUAUGUCCCUGUGAACUUGAAAGACAUAGAAGCUGCUGGAUUUCAAGAAGGUGAUGAGGUAUCACUUGAAACUUUAAAGAACAAAGGGUUAAUCAACCCAUCAGGAAGAGAAAGGAGACUCCCAUUGAAGAUACUCGGUGAUGGGGAGCUAAGCGUGAAGCUGAACAUCAAGGCUCGUGCCUUCUCAACAUCCGCAAAGGAGAAGCUUGAGUCUGCUGGCUGUUCCCUUACAGUACUACCUGGACGGAAGAAGUGGGUAAAGCCAUCCGUUGCUAAGAACCUCGCUCGUGCAGAAGAAUACUUCGCCAAGAAAAGAGCCGCCGCCGCCGCCGCCGAUACAACUGAAGCAGCUUAAGCUUGAACAUUCACUGUUGGCUAGUCAAAAGUAUCAACUAGUGACACAUUUGAGGAUGUUUAAGCAUUUUCCUGCUUUAUGUUGUUUUCAUUCUUUCCCGGUUUCUUGGAGCACUAACAAUUGUAUCUAUCCUUUUUAGAAUUAAAAAUUGGUAUUGUUCCAAGUAGCAUCUUCAAUUUUUCUACAACUUGGAAGUUUCUUUCUCUCUUACCAGCUUAUCAGGACUCGCGGAUCCUGCCGGUAAACUAGUUCAAACGGGCCCUAACAUUGUAAUAAAAACAAAUUCAAAUAUAGA
Morus notabilis is the source of this 1189-nucleotide messenger RNA. Its product is annotated as 50S ribosomal protein L15, chloroplastic. Gene Ontology annotation, molecular function: structural constituent of ribosome. Gene Ontology annotation, biological process: translation. The record is from RefSeq and is a predicted model, not a curated record. NCBI's taxonomy places the organism in Eukaryota, Viridiplantae, Streptophyta, Magnoliopsida, Rosales, Moraceae. Bases 70 to 894 code for a protein of 274 amino acids. The transcript is spliced from 4 exons. Gene Ontology annotation, cellular component: ribosome; cytosolic large ribosomal subunit.